This is a messenger RNA of Megalobrama amblycephala (Wuchang bream), 3205 nucleotides long. RefSeq names its product interferon lambda receptor 1 (gene ifnlr1). The transcript has 6 exons. Gene Ontology annotation, molecular function: protein binding. The record is from RefSeq and is a predicted model, not a curated record. NCBI's taxonomy places the organism in Eukaryota, Metazoa, Chordata, Actinopteri, Cypriniformes, Xenocyprididae. The coding region runs from base 855 to 2132 and encodes 425 amino acids.
UAUUUUUGAAAGUUGUGAAAACACUAUUGUGAAGUUUUUCUUUUGCUAUUUAAGCAAAUGGGAACACAACAAAUAUAUUUAUUGUAAUCUCUCGCUAUAGAAGAACUUCCGCUUCUGAGAAACCCAGAAUACAGCGGAAGUCUAUUGUAGAAAACGCACACAUUAGAUUAGACAGUACAUUGCCUCUGAUUUUCUUUCUCUUUAUUUCCUUUAUUUCCAUUCUUCUAGCACCUGUUUUUCCAUGCUUAUAUUAGUUUAGGCUACUGUUCUUCUGUCUCUUCCUUGAGCUGUGUUGUUAUGACAUAAUUUCCUGCAGCAUUAGAGUCAUUAAACACAUGGCGUUCACAGUUAAAAAACAUCAGAAAUAAUACCAAAAUUAAAAAAUAUAUAUAUAAUUGAAAUAAAGCUUUAGCUGGCCAUGGGUUUAAAUCUUUCCUCCCAGUCCUUCUGUUUUCUGUGAAUAACAGCACAAAGUCUCAGACUCAUGACUUUGCUUUGGUGAAGGACGCGCUGUGGUCACCCGGCUGUGAAUCUCUUCUUCGGUUUGUGAACUGCAAUUAGAAUCGGAGAAGGAAGAAGCUGCGUCUGCGAAAUUUUGCUGGCCCUUUCUGGCCUUGGCGCCGAAUCUUUUUCACCAGUCACAGUUAUGCUUUGCAGGGAAACUGAUGGGGAAAAAUAAAUCUGAUGGGAACGGAGGGAGCAGCAGUGCAUGCUGGGAGGGUCAGUGAGGCUGACGGGAUGAGGGACGAAAGCUUCAGAAGCUCCAGAUAAUCCCACGAAUUUAUGGGAAUUCAUAUCAACCGGUGACGUGGUGCCAGAACAUCUCCGCUCCUUUUUGUGACCUGACUGAUGCGAUGAGUGUUGUGUUGACCGAUAUAAGCAUUAAAUGUCAUGCCAAAAUUACUGUCGAUGGACAGUGCGUGGGUGACGUGAAGUUUGUUCCAUUCCGGCAAACCACUUUGGCAGCACCACAGCUGUCAGUCGCAUCAAACAAAACUCAUCUGAAUGUGACGGUGUCCCCGCCGAUGAUCCCAUGGAAUCGCUCUAUUGAAAGUAUCAGGGCCUGGGGAGGCAUUAAGUACAUAGUUCAUCUGACACAACCCAAGUCAGUGGAGGGAAAGGUAUUUGAGAACACGUCUCGCUCAGUGUUCAUAUGGCUUGUGGAAACAGACGUGCAGUACUGUGGUGAUGUGGUAUAUACGCUCACACAUCCCGGCUGGUCCAAUCACAGUGAAAGCGCCUCCUUUUGUGUCAGUGUCUCAGAUCCUAAUUCCUGGUUUCAUAUCUUAAUGUGGCCUGGUCUGCUGGCUCUGCUGCUGCUCAUCAUCCUCCCCAUUAUGCUUUGCCAGCUGUCAGUAAAGAGAAAGCCUUCCUUACCAAAAGUUCUGAUGCUGUCAAACAACAACAGUCCUCCAUUUUGUUCAGAUCCCCGGGACUACAUAUCUAAAGUGGAAGUGUGGACUGGAUAUGAUCCACUGGCCAUUUUUCCCCAGCAGAAGGUUAAUGUGAAUGCUUAUGCAUCUCAGGAGCCCUACAGAUGUCAACAGGACGUCCCGGUGCAUAACAGCGCUGAGUCUUCAGUGCACUACAGCCUUUGUUUGCCCGACCAAAACUCCAACGAACCAUCAUCCGACGGCAGAACAGAGGAGACCAGCUUGGAUUCGACUGGUUCAGAAUCUGUUUUGAUCAUUUCAGACACUGAAAGCAGCAGUGAGACUCUGGUGGUGCCAGUUAGGCCUACUGAAAAUGGUGAGCUGCGGUUUCAUGACUGUUUAUUUCAGCUUAACACUCAUCUAAGUUCUCCAGCUGCAGCUCGGGAAUCAGAAGGUUUAACUGGAGAACAAACGCCUUUACUAACUGAUCUAAAUCAGAAGGACUUCAGGUGUAACUCAUCCUACCUGUCUGUACAUGUUCCUGACAUUGUGACGUCAAACUACAGGCAGAACUGGGUGCCGGGGAUUCCUCUGGAGGGAAAUCAAGACCAAAGGACUUAUAUUCAGAGGACAGACCACCUGCAGGACUUAACUAAACCUGAGGAGGACUUCAGAGAUGAAGAGGAACAGAGAGUUGGUGUGAUUAUUCUAGACAGAUGGGCGCUGGAAAUGCCGGGAUUGUCUUUGUCUUGCAACUAACCGGCGGAGCGUCUAACUCUUUCCAGUGCUCAUUUGAGUACGUCAUUUCAAGACAAAGAGAUGUUGGUUCUCACCAACUCAUUGCAUCAGGUAGAUGGACCGUGUGAUGGACCGUUUCACCAGCAACACUGAAGGGAAUUUUAAAAGCAGCGAGUGUAUUCACACUGGUUGUGCACUUUGACUGAAACGAAGCUUAUCUGUAGCAUUGCCAUAUUCACAAGUGUUAUCCCGUUUCAUUUUUCCACACAUCCUUGUUUUAACUUAUUAAAUGAAUGCACGAUGCAUGAGUCAAAAUGUAGGCAAACUUGAAAUACAUGGUGAAACAUUUCAUUACUGCAUCGCAAAACAUUUUGACAUUGACUGUUUUGACAGUAUUUGUUGUGCUAAACUGAAUAACGUGAAAGUCGGCAUUCUGUUCAAAACCUAUUUAACUUCUGACGUAUUUCAGAGUGAAACAGUAUGUUCAAUAGCUACGUUUACAUAUCUGUUUACAAUGGCUCAAUCAGACUGAAAAGCCUUCAUGUAAACGUACAAUUUCAAACGGAUUCAAAGGGACGGUGUUGACCUGAUAUUAUCCGAUAAACAGGAAAAAAUUAAACAUGUAAACUAGGGGUGUGAUGAGACACGAGAUUGAGUUCACGAGAAUGAGACAAAAGAUUUUUACACAGUAUUUUUAAGAAAUACUCAAUGACUAGAAAAAUAGUCUGCAUUAUAAACUGCGUUUUACUUUCGCUUUUGCGCGUAUUCUGUGAAUAGGGAACGGCGGUGCUGAGCGCAUAAUCUAAAAUGCAAGACAUUUGUCAACGCUUAGGCUCUGUUGUGCAACGAAUCCUCCGCCAUGGUCUUGUCAGUCAUCUCGUCACGUGAUCACUGAACUCUGAUUCCUGUUGCACUACGUACGACUCUGCAGCUCGUGUUGGAUGAGUUGGAUUGAAGUGACAGUUAUCCAGCAAAAUUAAACGAUUAGUCCACUUUCAAAUAAAAUUUUCCUGAAAAUUGUCAUCCAAGAUGUUCAUGUCUUUCUUUCUUCAGUCGAAAAGAAAUGAAGGUUUUUGAUGAAAACAUUCCAGGAU